Messenger RNA from Physella acuta, 851 nucleotides. RefSeq lists its product as uncharacterized. The record is from RefSeq and is a predicted model, not a curated record. Lineage: Eukaryota; Metazoa; Mollusca; Gastropoda; Physidae.
UACUUAUAUCAGAUUAUAAGGUUUUACGUUGAUCGACUACUUUUUGCUUUAAUCAUCUUUAGCAUGGUGCCCUUUGUCAUUGGGUUUGUCCGCCAAGAAUCCCUGCGGAUGCCGAUUGAUCGAAUAUUCAUGGGCGUGUGGUACGCCGUCGCUUCCGUCAUAGCUGCUUGUUUCCUGAUCUACAACUUUAUCGUGUUUGUCUACCCGGAGUCUGUGGUGAGCUACGAGCAGCAGUGGGCUGAGAACAUCGGCUGGUGCGUCAGUGUGUCGCCUCUGUUGUUGGGGGUUCUACUCGGAGCACUGCACACCCUGCUCUCGCUCAAAGGCUCGGUCAAAGAGCGUCUGGUCAAUUCCUUUAAAACCGGGUCAUCUUCAUCGAUCGAGGCCUCAGAUGACGGACUAUCCGUGGACACAGGUGACACUGACCUCAAGUCGCCGUGCCCAUCCCGCCACACCACCCCCCUGACUCAAGCCCGCGCCCCCCUCCUCAAACACCACGCCACCCUGCUGGAGAAGAACAGCCAAUCUGGCUCCAACCACACGCUGUUCCCACAAAAUCUGGCCAACCUUCCCAUCAGCCCUGUCGGCAGUCAGAACGACGUGGUGGUCAGGAACUGUAUCAACAGCCCCACAGCGGGGAGGGAACCCUUUGUGCCAGAAAAUACCGCGCUCGGUUACGGGACUUUGCAGAUGCCGAAAGCUAAAGCCAAUGUGGAGGUUGUGAUUAGAUCAACGAGUGAUGGCAAUAUUGCGAGGUUGUAAACCUGCAACAUUGCGAGGUUGUAAACCUGCAACAUUGCGAGGUUGUAAACCUGCAACAUUGCGAGGUUGUAAACCUGGAACAUGGGGAG